This is a messenger RNA of Dermatophagoides pteronyssinus (European house dust mite), 1346 nucleotides long. RefSeq names its product LHFPL tetraspan subfamily member 3 protein-like. Gene Ontology annotation, biological process: sensory perception of sound. NCBI's taxonomy places the organism in Eukaryota, Metazoa, Arthropoda, Arachnida, Sarcoptiformes, Pyroglyphidae. The record is from RefSeq and is a predicted model, not a curated record. Gene Ontology annotation, cellular component: plasma membrane.
UCACCUUAAAAUCAAAGUGAUUGAUUGAUCGAUUUAGUUCGUUGAGAAUUAUCAAUAACAAUAAUCAACUGAUCCAAUGUCUAUGUCAAAAAUCAUCAAAGAUCAAUCACCAAAAAUGAUGUCGACUGGACAAUAUAGUGAAACAAGUAGUGGUGAUAUGUAUCUAGAUAAUCGUUAUCUAUAUGCUCGUAAUAGCAAAGCAAUUGGUGUAUUAUGGGCAGUGUUUUCACUUUGUUUUGCUAUUAUAAAUAUGGUUGUUUUUGUACAACCACAAUGGUUAGGUGAUACAGCUACAUCACGUGGUACGGGUUAUUUUGGUCUUUGGCGAUCAUGUCGUUUAUUACAGGAUGGUCAAGAUUUAAUCUGUGAAGGACGAUUAGAUGAUUUUAGUACAAUACAAACACCUGCAUUUCGUGCAGCAACCGUAUUUGUUGGCCUUUCAGUUUUUCUAUCAUCAUUAUGCGUAUUAUCAAUGGUAUUAUUCUUUUUUCUUCAUUCAUCAACCGUAUUUCAUGUUUGUGGUUGGAUUCAACUUUCAUGCGCCAUUUCAAUGUUGGUUGGUGUGUUAAUUUUUCCGAUUGGCUGGGAUACACCGAUUGUACGUGAAGUUUGUGGAAAUGAUUCGGAUAGCUAUUCAUUAGGUCAAUGCGGUAUUCGUUGGGCAUUCAUUUUGGCAUUGAUCGGUGUUAUCGAUUCAAUAGUUUUGUCUAUAUUGGCUUUUGUACUUGGUUCACGUUAUGUUAAAUUAUUGCCCGAUCAUUAUCUACCUAAUGGUACAAAAUAUAAAGGAGAAGUAAAUUCAGCAUUUAUGAAUCCGGAAUAUUUACCAAAUAAAAAACUUAUUGGUAGCCUACAAAAUCAAAUGAUAAGUAAAUCGUUACAUGGAUCAUUAUCAUCGAAUGGUUUAUCACCAGGUUAUGGUCCAUUAGGAUCAUUAAAUCAUCAUCAUCAUCAUAAUAUUCAUCCUCAUCAUCAUAAUGAAAAUCAUCAUCCAAAUCCACAUUCAAAUCAUCAUCUAAACGAAAUGGAACGUUAUUCGGAUUAUUCACAACGAACCAAUCGAUCAUCAUAUAAAUCAUCAACAGCAAUAGCAAAUCUUCAUCAUCAUCAUCAUCAUCAUCCUCAUGUAACACCGAAACAACAAUCAUCACAACAUCAAUCACAACAAUCAUUGCAUACUGCUUUAUCAAGCCAUCAACAACAUCAAACACCAACUGUAGCAUCAUCCGCUUCCGGAACACCAAGUCAUCAUUCAUCAUCAUCGAUGGCAAUUAAUCAGUAUAAUAAUUUUUGAUUUGAACAAUAUUUAAACAAAAACAAACAAACAAACAAAUUUAUUCUUUUUA